UGCAAUGAACUUGUAAAAGAAGGUAGUGGCUUUUGUCAAGCACUUGAAGUAGCUUGCAGUUAUAGGGAUUUUAAUGUGAAGAUGGAUCUUUGGGGCAGUUUUGCAUUGACUGGAGGAGGACUGUGUGUUGUUUAUGUGUUGCUGCCCUUCAUAGUGAGGCUCUAUCCUUGGAUUGCACACAAAAUUGUAUUUCUUCACUUUGUGGAACACCCCAAAGUAGUAUUUAAAGACUUGAAAAAGCCAGAGAGCUUUGGGUUAAAGAAUACCAGAAAUUUCUAUCUUGAUGUUGAUGAAGAGAGUACCAUUGGAGUCUGGCAUACCUUACCCAAUAAUGCAGGCGAUCAAAUCGAUGAUAAUGAUGAAUUCUGGGAGAAAAAGUUACAAGAAGGACAACCAAUAAUUCUCUAUCUCCAUGGCAACUCUUCUUCAAGAGCUCAGCCCCACAGAGUUGAGUUAAUGAAGAUACUCACUAAACUAAACUACCAUGUGCUGGCACUGGACUACAGAGGUUUUGGAGAUUCCACUGGUUUCCCGUCAGAGGAUGGUUGUGUUGCUGAUGCCUACUUUUUGUACAAAUGGAUCAGAAAAUGGUCAGCUGAAGUUCCUGUUAUUAUAUGGGGACACUCACUAGGAACAGGUAUAGGGACAAAAUUGACAAAACAACUAUGUGAAAAAGGUGAAGCACCAGAUGGACUUAUUUUACAGGCUCCAUUCACAAAUUUAAAACAUGUCUCAAAACUCCACCCUUUUUCUGCAUUGUUUAGAUUUCUUCCCUGGUUUGACUGGGCUGUAUUAAGUGCUUUGGAUAGAAUUGGCCUUCAUUUCAAAUCUGAUGAAAAUAUAGCCAGUGUUACUGUCCCUAUAUUACUCCUUCAUGCUGAGGAUGACUUUACUAUUCCCCAUGAACUCGGUGAACUGCUCCAUGAAGAGGCAAAGAGAGUCCGUGAGACGACCAGCGGUAAUAUCCACUUUGUGUCCUUUGACAAAAAACACAAAUAUGGUCACAAUGGAUUGUAUAGAAGUCCAGAACUUCCUCAACAUGUCUUAAAGCCGCAAGCAGACAGUAUAUAUCGUGACAGCAAAAUGUUGAAUGAAAAUGUCGAUUCUAGGCAAUAUCAAGAAAGGCAUUGUUCUCCAAAGAAGAAUAAUCAGCCAAAGAUGAAGACAGUAACUGGAAAAACGACGGAAAGACCGGUGUAUGAUACUGCUGUAAAGACAACCAAGUACCUGGUUCUUUCACUGUUUGUCAUUUAUGUGGUGUUCCCUUCUGUAAUGACAUUAUAUCCGAGGAUUCAAGAAAAACUUAUCUUUCUUAAUUUUGUGUGUUGGCCACCAUUUAUGGAUGUGACAAAGCCAGAAGAACUAGGAAUAACAGGAGUUAGGAAUUUUUAUCUUGAUGUAGAUGAAGAAAUCACAAUAGGGGCAUGGCACCUUCUUCCAAAAUCUUUGGUUAAAAAUGAAACUAUGGACUUUGAAUCUAAGUUGAACAGUGGUCAUCCUAUUUUCUUGUACCUGCAUGGAUCUACAGGCACCAGAGGAGGAUGGCACAGAGUCCAGUUAAUGAAAUUACUGACCUCAAUGGAUUUUCAUGUUAUAACCUUAGAUUAUAGAGGGUAUGCUGAUUCCACUGGUCACCCCUCAGAAGAUGGAGUGGUGGCUGAUAGCCAUUUUAUGUAUAGGUGGAUCAAAGAAAGAAGUGGGACUUCUCAAGUCAUUUUGUGGGGCCAUUCUUUGGGAGCUGCAAUUACAACAAAGCUGGCCAAACAGUUAUGUGAAGAAGGAGAUGAUCCACAUGGGGUUAUUUUAGAAUCUCCAUUUAACAACAUUAGAGAUGCUGCCCUCAGCCAUCCAUUCUCAGCACCAUUUCAGCAUAUAGCCUUCUACAAGAAACUUAUUCUGGACUCUGUAGCUCAAAACAAUGUGUUCUUUACAAGUGAUGAAAAUAUAGCGGCAGUGAAGUCUCCUGUGAUAAUCAUGCAUGCUGAAGAUGAUUUAGUCAUUCCUUAUGAUCUUGGACUCAAGUUAUACAAGUCAGCCCAGCAUAAUAGACCCCAGGACAGUGGUCCUCUGCAGUUCAUUCCCCUCAAAGCCUCUUUUGGAUAUGGACACAAACAUAUAUUUCAGGCUCCAGAACUACCAGAAAUUGUAAGGAACUUUUUAGGUCUUUGUCAGAAGAAAUAUCAGAUUCUGGAUUUCUACGUUUGUUUUAUCCAUGUCUGUCUCUGCUCAACAACCACAAGUCAUCAUGAUCAAAGUAUCUAGAAAAACCAUGGCACUAUACAGUUGUAGGCUUCAGUGUAGCUUUGAAUUUUUUCUUAUGUUUAGUUUACUUUACAAAGCUGUUUCUAAAAAUCUCAAUUGAUUAAGAUUUGAUGAAUCCGUUUAUAUUCUUUUGAUUAAAUUUUAGUACACAGAGCAGAUUUCAUAAAUAACCCAAAUUUGCUGUUACAUGUACUCUCUGUAAACCUAUGUCUUUCAUGGUUGAAUUACUUUGUUGUUAGGUGUAUGUAUUUAAUGUCACUGUUUAAAUUGAGAAUGUACAUAGACAUGUAUAAUAUUCUCUGUGUUGCAGCAUUUUGUGGUAUAUGUUAAAUAUUUUGGAUUUGAUGAUUGUAAAUGUACAUAUGUAGUUAUUUUGUUUACUUAUAUAUACUUGUACAUGUAGGACAAUCCCAUUUUUAAAAAAUAAUAAUUUUAUCUACUUAAUUUAAAGUGAUAU
Saccostrea echinata is the source of this 2719-nucleotide messenger RNA. RefSeq lists its product as uncharacterized. The transcript is spliced from 23 exons. Bases 82 to 2262 code for a protein of 726 amino acids. Gene Ontology annotation, cellular component: endoplasmic reticulum membrane. Lineage: Eukaryota; Metazoa; Mollusca; Bivalvia; Ostreida; Ostreidae. The record is from RefSeq and is a predicted model, not a curated record. Gene Ontology annotation, biological process: phosphatidylserine catabolic process; monoacylglycerol catabolic process. Gene Ontology annotation, molecular function: monoacylglycerol lipase activity; phosphatidylcholine lysophospholipase A1 activity.